UUUUCCAGACACAGCUGAUGCUGAACCGAAGCAGACAGCAGGCAGCUAGCGCAGUGGCUUUAGCUAGGAAGGUAGCCAGCGGUUAGCUUACUGCCGCUGCGCUGCUUACAUUAUAAACACACACGGGGUUCUACUUUAGAAAAUACAGUUCCCUCAGCGUUGCUGAGACAUUGUUAUUAAAUGUCUAAAUCGUGAGGUCGUGACGGGGGGGGGGGGGAGGUUCUGAGGCCGUGUUUUUUUGUGGUUGAGUUGAUUCUGAAGGGGAAGAUGUGCAAUGGAAUUGUAGAGUCAAUUUCAAAUGCCUUUUGGGCCCACACCUCAGCCAUUGAGCGGUCCUUUGUGUUGCUGCUGGUACUGACUCUAGUGUCCACUGGGCGAGGUUCAGGAUGUGUGAGGCCUUACAUGGUCCAGAACAGCUGGGUAAACCUCACAGAGACCAACAGAGGCUUGUUCCCUGUGGGCACAGUGCUGCAGUACAGCUGUGACCCUGGUUACUUGCCAGAUGGGCCCAGCAUCCUCACCUGCACCACAUCAGGACGGUGGUCCUCAGAACCUCCUCAGUGUAUACGAAGUGGUGCAUGCCUACCCCUCUCCAAACCUGAGAAUGGUGGCUACACCUGCCAUCCAUCCCCAUGUCGGUUGUUUUCCCAUGGCACUAUAAUUGAGUUCAUCUGUAACGAGGGCUUUGCUCUCAGUGGAGACUAUCCCUACCUGACGUGUCAGGAUGGACAGUGGGACGGACCCAUGCAGAUUAGCUGUGUAAGCAAAGGUUGCAUUAGACCCUCUGUGGUGCAGCACGGUUCAACUAAUGUGAUGGACACCAACAGGAGCUUGUUUCCAGUGGGCACAGUGCUACAGUACAGCUGUGAUCCAGGUUACCUGCUAGUUGGACGCAGCAUCCUGACCUGCACCUCGAUCGGAGACUGGUCCUCUAAUCUUCCACGCUGCAUACGCAAUGACGUUUGCCAACCUCCAUAUCAGCCAGAAAAUGGAGGUUACACCUGCCACCCAUCCCCAUGCAGACGAUUUUCCCAUGGCAUUGUCGUGGAGUAUUUCUGUGAUGAAGGUUACAUUCUGAAAGGAGACUACAAAUUCAGAACCUGUCGCUAUGGAAAAUGGGACAACAUAUCGCCAGUCAGCUGUGUUAUCAAACAAGGCUGUGUAAGACCCUCCAUGGUGGAACAUGCCUUAACUAACCUAACUGACAUGAACAGCAGCUUAUUCCCGGUGGGGUCAGUGCUGCAGUAUAGCUGUGACCCUGGUUACCUGUUGGAAGGAGCCAGCAUCCUCGCCUGUACCACACUGGGACACUGGUCCUCAGAACCUCCUCGCUGUAUACGCAGUGACGUGUGUGAUUCUCCAUAUGAACCAGCGAACGGAGGCUUCACGUGCCACCCAUCCCCAUGCCGAAGACUUUCUCACGGCACCGUGAUCGAAUAUUUUUGCGAUGAAGGCUAUGUUCUGAAAGGAGACUAUAAAUAUCUUACCUGCCAGUAUGGCCAGUGGGACAACCAAAUGAAGAUAAGCUGUGUCAUGGAGCAAGACCACAUUCCAACUUUGCCUUUGGGAAUGCCAGCCUUGUCCAUAGUUGCUUCCACAGCAAGCUCGGUGGCUUUGAUCCUGCUCCUGGUGGUACUGUUUGUACUUUUGCAGCCUAAACUCAAGUCCUUCCAUCGACGUGACCACGGGUUGUCGGGGCAGCCUGUCUCCAUCAUGGUGGAAGGGGUCCAGGUGACUCUUCCUUCCUACGAGGAGGCUGUGAGUAGUAGCGGAGCCUCAACACUCAGCCCAGAGUCUAGAGUCCAGAUAGUGUUGUCUGAGGGUCAGCAUGCCUCAGCACUAGAGGCUGGUCCGACGAGGCCUCCUUCUCUCAAACAGCCGCAGUCCGAGAUGCCUGUCGUUCACCCUGUGCUGCAGUCGUCCUCUUCCUCACCGUUGUCUUCUGCUUGGAUUCUGGAGCAUGCAGGUGCGACCGGAGGCACCUCAGCCACACGUAGAAGGCCGUCUGCAGCCAGCGACCAGCAGAGCCUGUCGCUAGACUCUGAGAUGGACUACACUGAUGACAUGCCAUUACUGAAGGAGGCUUGAAACAUAUGGAAAAUACAACUAACCAGUACUUACCUUUACUGGUUUGAAGACUUUUAUCAACAGAGAUGACAGCAGUUAAAGAGUAAAGCGCUCAGUCACUCUGAACAACUCAUCCAACCAUCCCAAAGGAAUACAAAGGAGGAAUCACAUGUACAUAUGCUUAAAUUAGGCAUUCCCACAGUGUGUAUGCUUGUCUGCUUUCUGAAAAUGCAGAAGAAAUUAAAGGAGCAGGCAGGUUGGAUGCCAUGUGUCUUUAAAAAAUGACAGAUGCUUUGUAGUUUAUUGAGCAAAUCUGUAAACUCAUUUUGUAAAAACAAAAAUCUUACUUGUUUAUCAUUACUUAAAUCACACAUCACUUAAGAAACACAUUUGCUAAGAUGCAUGAACCCACAUUCCUGUUGAAGUAGUAAAAGCUUUUAGUGUUUUCUUCAAAGUUUUUGUAAGUUUUAGUCAUCAGUUGCGACAUUUAAUGACAAUGUGUAGGUUAAUACUACAUACAUCCUAUUUCUCCGACUCGAUUUCCCUCUUCAUGCUCAUACUCUUCCCCUUAUAAGGCCUUAGCUUUCCACUUCUAUGCAUAUAUUACGGUAUGUGAAAUAAGGAGUUUUAAAAGUGAAUGUUAGUUAAAUGCCCUCACUGCUUGGUGAUCAGUUAGUUGUGGCAUUGUGAAACAUCUCUCUUGUACACCUGAAGAUAUUGUCUUUGGUAAUUUAUUGAGGCUGCUGGGAAAAUCCUGCUUUAAGCCUAAAUGUGUGUAAUUUAUUUGUGCCGAUAAAGCUGUUGAUCAGCUGUUGUGAUGCCUCUGCAACUCGUGGAGUUUAUUAAAGAUAGUUUGCAGUUCAUUUUACUACGUCUGCCUUGAUGUCAGAUGUGAUGUGAAGUGUUUAGGAGGAUCCCAACCUCAGAAAAAAAGAGCAAAUGUAUAGAUAAGUGUAAUUUUCAGCUCUGUUUGCUUUAUUUGACCUUCCAUUGAGUUUACUUUUAGAUUAAAAGAUGUAUGUUUUUGGUACAACUGUGUUCUAAUAAAUGUAAAACCUUUUAUGGUCUGAUUAUUCUGUAUAUAUCAUGAAAUUUGAUUAAAUAUUAUUUGAUGUGUUCAAACUGCUUUUAUCCUUUUUCAGUACUGUUUUCACAUCUGCUGUUGUCUUAUUAGAGUGUCAAUAAAAAGAUUGCAUAAACAUA
Girardinichthys multiradiatus is the source of this 3270-nucleotide messenger RNA. Its product is annotated as sushi domain-containing protein 4-like. The record is from RefSeq and is a predicted model, not a curated record. The coding region runs from base 268 to 2088 and encodes 606 amino acids. NCBI's taxonomy places the organism in Eukaryota, Metazoa, Chordata, Actinopteri, Cyprinodontiformes, Goodeidae. The transcript has 11 exons.